Messenger RNA from Hypoxylon trugodes, 2098 nucleotides. RefSeq lists its product as uncharacterized. Lineage: Eukaryota; Fungi; Ascomycota; Sordariomycetes; Xylariales; Hypoxylaceae. Gene Ontology annotation, cellular component: mitochondrion. The coding region runs from base 1 to 1791 and encodes 596 amino acids. The transcript is spliced from 5 exons. Gene Ontology annotation, molecular function: D-lactate dehydrogenase (NAD+) activity; D-lactate dehydrogenase (cytochrome) activity; FAD binding. The record is from RefSeq and is a predicted model, not a curated record. Gene Ontology annotation, biological process: lactate catabolic process.
AUGUCACGUCUCGCAUCCAGAUCAACCCACGCCGGGCUUCGGAGUAUCUCAGUCUCCCGGCCAUGCGUUGCUCACGUGGGGGGCGCACGCUCGUACACCACCGACAAGAAAGGCAAACAGGGCUCUAGUUUCCAAGGGCAGAUGCUUGAGAGUAUUAGCUCACGUAUAGCGCGCGAGAAAGCUGAGCGCGAAAAGUUUGCGAGGCAAAGACAAGAGUCUGCUGGGACGAGACGGUGGGCUACAACAUUCGUUGUCCUGGCUGCUGCUGGUGCCUCGUAUUACUUGGGUCUCCAAGCCCCGCGCGACCCCGACGGAUCAUCCACACUUCCUCUAGCCCUGACCCGCGAUCCGAAAUUCAAGAAUGAUAAGGCGAAUCUUGAGGCCGCGUGGUCGGACUUUGCGGCGAUCGUUGGUCGGGAUAAUGUUAGCACGAUUGAAACCGACCUAGAGACACAUGCCAACUCGGACUGGUCGAGCUACCGUAGCGCUGAGCACGAGAAGCCGUUUAUGGUGGUGUAUCCGAGUACCACGGAGGAAGUUAGUAAGAUUAUGAAGAUAUGUCAUUCACGACGGAUACCGGUGGUUGGAUAUAGCGGAGGUACUAGUCUGGAGGGACAUUUCACGCCGACGAGGGGUGGGAUAUGUGUUGAUUUCAGAAGGAUGGAUAAGAUUAUUGCUCUACACAAAGAUGAUCUAGAUGUCGUCGUACAACCCGCUGUUGGGUGGGAAUUACUAAAUGAGGAAAUCGGCAAGGAGAACCUGUUCUUCCCGCCUGACCCCGGCCCAGGCGCACAGAUCGGCGGUAUGAUUGGCACAGGAUGCAGCGGCACAAAUUCAUACCGCUACGGCACCAUGAGAGAAUGGGUUAUCUCUCUAACUGUUGUCCUCGCGGACGGCACUGUAAUCAAAACCCGUCAAAGGCCACGAAAGAGUUCUGCGGGCUACGAUCUGACGAAGUUAUUCAUUGGCAGCGAAGGAACCCUUGGUCUCGUAACAGAAGCCACUCUAAAACUCACCACCAAACCCGCCAGCACAAGCGUAGCGGUCUGCGGCUUCAGUUCGAUCCGCCAAGCUGCCGACUGCGUCGCCAAGGUUGUUGGACAAGGCGUACCUGUUGCUGCGGUCGAGAUUCUCGACGAGGAGCAGAUGAAGUGUAUCAACCAAGCAGGCAUGACCUCGAAGCAUUGGAAAGAAGUACCCACUCUAUUUUUCAAAUUCUCGGGCACGGAGCGCGGUGUCAAAGAACAAAUCCAAAUUGUCCAGGAGAUGGCGCGACAGACGGGUAGCCGUAGCUUUGAAUUCGCGCGCUCAGAGCAGGAGAAGGCGGAGUUGUGGAGCGCAAGAAAAGAAGCCCUUUGGAGUACCAUGUCGGUCGCGAAACCCGACGAGAAGGUUUGGACUGGCGAUGUGGCGGUUCCGAUGAGUAGACUACCGCUAUUGAUUGAGGAGACGAAGGACGAUAUGAAGAAGAGUGGCAUGUACGGCACGAUUGUCGGACAUGUUGGAGACGGGAACUUUCAUAUCAUUUUACUCUCAAAUCCAGAGCAGAGACAUGCUGCAGAGGAACUAGUGCAUCGCAUGGUGAAGAGGGCUGUUGAGUUGGAGGGAACCGUUACGGGCGAACACGGUGUCGGCCUAGUUAAGAGGGAUUACCUGCCCCAUGAACUUGGCGAGAGUACCGUAGAUACCAUGAGAAAGAUCAAGCAAGCGCUCGAUCCGCUUUGCCUUCUCAACGCCGACAAAGUUGUCCGUGUUCAAAAGCCAAAGCCCGGCGAGAUCCCUGAAUGGUAAUAAUACCAUUCUCUGUAUAGGCAUUUGUAUAGGUAGGCGACGCGAUAAUUAGCGAUUGCGCGUUUAUAUCAAUCCCCCAGUAUAUACAUCCUAUCUAUGUUCAUGUGUUGAUAACGUCAAGAAUGUCACAUUUGCAGACCUACGUGUAUUUUGGCUACCCAUUAUUGAUACCCUCAUCUCUACAAUGCUUAUAUGUCGCGAAAAUAUGCUGCUUAUGCAUUUCAGGUAACAGGCCUCGGGUAUUAACGUUGUGUUAUCGAUGUUAUCAAAAAGCACGAGACUUCAAGUUCGUCAACAUGGAGAUUAG